AUGAGUUGGGGCUCGAAUCCGUCGGGCAUACCGGAACAGUUUGGCAUCAACGGGUCCGUCAGCUCCGGCCAGGCACGUCCGGGAGAUUGGCAAAUGCGAUCGGACCUCAACCCCUUCCAUCGGCCACCGGCAUCGACACCGUUCAUCCUCGGCGAGUGGGAGGCGACAAUACCCCAUCGCUCGGGCGGCGCCUAUCAUCUCAGGGUGGACGGCCGCGGCGGGCUUGCGCUUCGGAACCCGCUCGGUGGCUCGGUCAUGGCCUACGCGAACCGGAUGGGUGACAUGCAGACUACCAACUGGAACGGAUAUGGAGGCAUGGUGACCGCCAGCGCGAACCGGGCCGGGGCGCUUCGGCUGACGGGCACCACCCCCUAUGGCUCGGCGUCCGCGGAAAUGAACACCUUCUCCGGCUCCUAUAGUGUCAACGCGCGCGGCUUCUGUGACCGCCAGUGGGUGAUGGGCGCGGCCGGCGGCUUCGGCUUCUCAUCGCCCGGUACAGGCGGUCCCUCCUGCUUCGGUGCGCCCAAUACCAAUGGCUUCUUGCUGCAGUCGAGCAGCACAGCCGCCUCCUCCGGUUCCGGGGAACCAGAGGAGGUGGUGCGUCGCGAGUUUAGCCGACUUUCGUUGCAAGAGCAGCCUCAACAUGGGCCCUCCUUGCUUGGCUGGGAUUAA
Molecule: messenger RNA, 672 nt
Organism: Aspergillus aculeatinus CBS 121060
Lineage: Eukaryota; Fungi; Ascomycota; Eurotiomycetes; Eurotiales; Aspergillaceae
Exons: 2
Coding region: 1-672 (223 amino acids)
Source: RefSeq, a predicted model, not a curated record